CGCCCCUUCGCACACGCGCACUGUGGCGAGUGCGGCGUCGCGCGAAGCCGGGCCGGGGGUCUGGGUGGGAUGCUGGCUGCUCCCUGCUUGCUGGUGGAUGGUAAUUACCUGCCUCGCACGAGCUGGAAGGUACACCUGGUGUCCUUAAUUGAAUUGCUGGUCAUUAGCGUACUCUACAGUGUACCACUUAACCUCUCAGCAAAAAUGGAAGAAUCAUUGUCCCAGCAUUUCAGAUACUCUGUGCCGUGAACUUAUCCUCUGCUAAAAGCUAGAAUGAAACAGUUGCCUGCAGCAACAGUUCGUCUUCUUUCAAGUUCCCAGAUAAUCACUUCUGUAGUCAGUGUUGUAAAAGAGCUGGUCGAAAACUCCCUGGAUGCUGGUGCCACAAGCAUAGAUGUGAAACUGGAAAACCAUGGAUUUGAUAAAAUUGAGGUCCGAGACAAUGGUGAAGGUAUCAAGGCUGUGGAUGCCCCUGUGAUGGCAGUGAAAUACUAUACCUCCAAAAUAAACAGUCACGAAGAUCUUGAAAACUUGAAAACCUACGGUUUUCGUGGGGAAGCAUUAGGGUCAAUUUGUUGCGUAGCUGAGGUUUUAAUUACAACAAGAACAGCUGAUGAUAAUUUUAGCACCCAGUAUGUUUUAGAUGGCAGUGGCCACAUAGUUUCUCAAAAACCUUCACAUCUUGGUCAAGGUACAACUGUAACGGCUUUAAGAUUAUUUAAGAAUCUGCCUGUAAGAAAGCAGUUUUACUCAACUGCUAAAAAAUGUAAAGAUGAAAUAAAAAAGGUCCAGGAUCUCCUCAUAAGCUAUGGUAUCAUUAAACCUGACUUAAGGAUUCUUUUUGUACAUAAUAAGGCAGUUAUUUGGCAGAAAAGUAGAGUGCCUGACCACAAGAUGGCUCUCAUGUCGGUUCUGGGGACUGCCAUUAUGGGCAACUUGGAGUCUUUUCAGUACCACUCAGAAGAAUCUCAGCAUAAAAUUAGUUCAAAUGGAGGUAAGACACAUUGUCAUUAGUUUCUUUAGAGAAGAGGCCUUUUGUUUUGUUGGCUGUUAACUUAAGUCUGUAGGACUCCUAGAACUCUGUUGCUUACAGUAACUGACUCAGGAUUCUAAGGGUGCAUCUAAAUUCUCCAGGUUUCCUGUGCUUCAUAGGACUUUGUUGCUCAUGCUCUAGAUACACUGCACUGGCCGUACUAAUUUAGUGUACAGACGUGUUGAUAUCAAAUGGAAGCUUAUUAGAAAAAGAGUCUUGGGCUCUAGCUCAGAUCUGCUGAAUCAGAACCUGCAUUUUCACAAGGUCCUUAGGUAUACCACUCAGGAGCCAAGCAGUGAUCUUUAUAUAUCUCUUCACUUAAUGUUAGAGUCCAUUUUUUAUCUGUAGGGACCCUGAAUGGGAGGGGCAUCUUUCCUGUGGAUGAUGAUCUCCUCUGAGCCACUACUGUGACAGCUUUUUAGGUAUUUUUCAAGUGUGGCUCUUUUGACCUGACUGAGCUCCUUGUGAUGUCUUCUCUUUGAAAGUUUAAUCUCUACAUUACUCCAUGCUAACUUCUUCACGAAUUCCUCAGUAGUGCCUGAUUUUUAACCCCUGAACUAUGUAUUUGUUUUUAGAAUUCAGAAUUUAUUUUCAUAUUCUUCUCUAAACUUAGUUGUGAUUACUUAUUUUAAUUUGUUUAUAGCCAUGUUUUUCUACCUCUCUGCUCUGAAACUUGUUGAGUUUAGUGCCUUUUGAUGUGAAACUUUUGUCCCAGUCAUUUGUUUGGUACUUGAUGUGGAAGUAGGCUUGUUGGGGUCCAUUUCCUUCUGACUUGUUGUCCCUUUCAGCUAAAACAAUUUGUUGGGUCCUCAUUAUGCCUUCCAGAACCAAUUAGCAAUAAGUACCAAGGUAUCACUGUACUGCUCAGAGUCUUUUCCGUAUUGCUCUGUGGUUUCUGUUUUUCAGAGAAAAAAUUCUUUAUUCUGUGGUAUUUUAUAUACUUUGAAAUUUUAAGUUUUGAAAUUAUUUUGAAUGCAGGUUUGCUUUGUUGUUUUAUUUCCUCUCCCCACUUACCUCUCCCAUUCCAUAGUUUGGCAGAUAUUCCUCUGUCCAUCUCUAAUUCAAAACUAGGUGUUAUAUUAGCAGCUUAUGCCUCGGCCAGCCAAGAUUUUACAGACUUCUCUUUCUAGCCAGUUUGGCUUAGCUUUGUUCUUGGUUUUAGAGUUGUCUCUGUUCUUUCCUGUGACCCUGGCAAGUAGCUCCAGACAGUGAUCACAUAGCAUUUUAAAGUUUUAUUUAUUUUUUCCUGGGAUGAUGGUAUAUGAGCUCCCUAAUUCAAACAGAAAGACUAAUUUCAAUCCCCUGCCUUACAUAAAGUGUUUUGUUUCCUUAUUUUCUUUCCAGAAGUUCAUUUCCAAAUGACAUAACUUGUGUCUGAUAAUGUAGCACGUAGGGCUUUUAUCUUAAACCGUCACUCCGUUACAUGUUUUGCAUCCAUAAGUCAUUGUUUUCUGUGGUUAGGGGUUUUUAAAUUAGCAAUUGAUUUUGUCACUGCUGUGUAGUUUGUGCUUGGAAUGGAGAAGGGAAUUUUCACAUGAACUUGUUUCACUCUUGUUAUCAGAAUCUUUAAAUUAUUGAGACAUGAAACUCCACAUUUUACAAAGGUUCUAUGGCUGAAAGAGGAGAAGGAUUAGUGUUGGGAGACCAUUAGGGCUGUAUCAACGUGAUGGUGGCGCAAAGGAGGCGGGUUUGACACAACGUGUAAAUGGCAGGAUUCUGUUAUACCAAAGACAGGAGGAGCCGAUUGAGCAGCAGGGAGAAGUGGGAUGACAUAUUUUAUGAAGCUUUGAGUUUGAGACUAGUUUUGUGACAGUUGUAGAUGGUAAGCAGUUGGGAGUGAGAGAAAUAGAAACUACAGUAUCUAUGUCUUACCGUUUUAUAUGACUAGUUGUUGUAACUAUAGUUGUGACUGAAAUUAUUUAUAGUAAUUGGAGAGCUAGGAAAAAAAAAAGGAUCUGAUGAUGAAAUUCACAGGGACCAUCAUCAUUUAUAGAGCUAAGGAAAGGAGAGAAGCCAGUCAAGGAGCAUGUGUAAAGGAAGCAGAAAGACCAAGAGAACACUGAAAUGGAUUCAUACAUUUCCAUCUGUCUAUGAUGGCAGGGACCUCAGAGAGUCAAAUAAGGUGACUGCAGUUGGUCAUUAAAGGAGAAGCCAAAAUAAGGGUUUGAAGAGGGAGGAAAAAGAGCUCAUAGUUGAGAAGCAAUCUGGGGACCGGUAUUUGAUUGGACUUUGCCUUCAGUUUACAUUUCCAUUUCUAGGCUGAGGUCCAGAAUCUUACAAGGCCUGUCUCAUUUUUAUUUUGUUGCACUGAUUUGGUCUUUUUUAUUUUAUUUAUGAGAAGUUUUAUUUUAUGUUCUAAAUGAUUUGAAUAUAACUUUUUAAGAUUAUCCUAAACCAUUUUAAAGCUCAAUGUCUGAAAGUCGUCUACAGUGUAACAGCAUAUAAAGUAGUGUGAAAGGAAGCCUGAAACAACUUGUUUUUUUCUUCACUUUCUUCUUUAUUCUUACCCCUCCCAAUUGGAGAGCAGAUUUUUAAAAAAAUUCACCCACCAAGUAGGUGUUUCGGAUCUUAAACAGUCUUUCCCUGAUGCCCAGCAGGUGUUUUAAGAAAGGUCUCAUGUUACCUGGUUAAAUUAUACAACCAGUUAUAAAUGCUGUGAAAUUUUACAGUUAAUUAAGUGGUAUCGUUUUGUAAUGGAUUAUCCAGAUUUAUUAAUUUAUUUUUUCUAAUUGGCACAAGUUGGCACUGUGACAAUAAUGCACUUAGUGUUCUAAAACUGGUAACACGUCUCUUUAAACACUUAUUCCAAGGGCAGGGAUAGUGAUAGACAGAGGUGGUAGCCUACAGGCUUAUACUGGGAAGGAGCCUUGGGGUUUCUGUCAACUAAAAAUAGCAGUCUCACUGACAUACUUGCUUUCUUUAACCCAAGAAAAAAUUUUAGUAUUGGUGUUUCUUAGCUGGUUAAUAACACACUGUUUCAGUUUUUUAGAUGAGAGAUUAUAGGCCUAUAUUUUAAUUAACUUGACCAAAAUCACAGUUAGUACUCAAGCUGCGAUUCAAACCCUGGUAGUCUAACUCCGGCCUGUAUUUUUAACAUUUUGUAUAGUAUCCUUAGCUGUGUUAAUUACCUAAGGGUAGAAGAUAAGAACAUGAACUCUUCCUCAUACCCCUUAAAUCUCUCACUUUCUCUGGUUAUCUUUUCUUGUAUCCUUCAUUUUUUUCUUCCUCAUUUGUACAUUUGUAUCAUAAAGUCAACUUGUAAAUAAUGAUUAAAAUUUUUGCAGAAAAUUUCUUUAAGCAAAAAUGAAGAUAAAGUGUAACAGGUGCCCCCAGGAAGUUAAUUCAAAGAAUAAAAGACACUUUUCUAAAACUCAGAAAUGCAGGUCCAGUAAGAUUAACUUCGUAGUAUACUUUGUAGCAACUUCUUUAUGCUUAAGAGAAAAGGAGAAAUAGCCAGAAAGAAAGCCCAGAUGGGGGGAAAAAACUAUAAAAAAGAAAAGAAGGUAAAGUUGAGUAGAGAAUGAGUACAGUGGGCCUAAGAUGGUUAAAUAUUUAAAAGUAUGACUGAAGAUUUUAUGAAUGUUCAUUUUCUUUAGAGUUUAGUAUACUUCAGUAUUUUAUUCAAGGUUAAUUCUUGAGAAUAUGAGGUUUGUAACUCUUGGUCUUAAGUUAAAAAUCUAUUUUUUGACUUUUUAAAGUCUUUUAAUGUGUUGUGUACAGCCAGACCAUUGGAUGUGGAUAUCAGAUAUUUUAUGACUGUUUA
Molecule: messenger RNA, 4796 nt
Organism: Cavia porcellus (domestic guinea pig)
Lineage: Eukaryota; Metazoa; Chordata; Mammalia; Rodentia; Caviidae
Gene: Pms1
Product: PMS1 homolog 1, mismatch repair system component
Exons: 8
Coding region: 274-1014 (246 amino acids)
Biological process (GO): mismatch repair
Cellular component (GO): MutLalpha complex
Molecular function (GO): mismatched DNA binding; ATP binding; ATP hydrolysis activity
Source: RefSeq, a predicted model, not a curated record